Molecule: messenger RNA, 836 nt
Organism: Pocillopora verrucosa
Lineage: Eukaryota; Metazoa; Cnidaria; Anthozoa; Scleractinia; Pocilloporidae
Product: exosome complex component MTR3
Biological process (GO): poly(A)-dependent snoRNA 3'-end processing; U4 snRNA 3'-end processing; rRNA catabolic process
Cellular component (GO): cytoplasmic exosome (RNase complex); nucleolus; nuclear exosome (RNase complex)
Source: RefSeq, a predicted model, not a curated record
UUGAGUUUCUGAAUCUGUUAUGCAGCGCGAUGCCGGUCGAUAACAGGAGAAUCGCAGGGCCCGAAGUCACCCAGCCCGUUAUUUUCACAGGAAGAAAGGCAUUCGAUAAACCUCUGAUAACUGGUGACGGUUUACGAAGAGAUGGACGGAAAACAGACGAACUUCGACCGAUGUUUUUGCGUUCAGGGGUAGUCAGUCAAGCCAGAGGCUCAGCAUACAUUGAAAUGCAGAACACCAAAGUCACAUGUGCUGUAUAUGGGCCAAGAGAAUCACAGAGACAGCAAGAGUUUAGUGAAAGGGGAAAGUUGACUUGUGAGUUCAAGUUUGCACCAUUUUCAUGCUGGCAAAGGCGACAACACAUGCAGGAUUCAGAAGAAAAGGAGCUAUCUUCAUUUAUUGUCCAAGCUCUCCAGCCAGCAGUUUGCUUGGAGAAGUUCCCCAAAGCUCAAGUUGACAUCUAUAUUACUGUCUUAGAAAAUGAUGGAAAUGCUCUUUCUGCUGGAAUAAUUUGUGCAUCACUGGCCCUUGGGGAGGCUGGAAUAGAAAUGUAUGACCUUGUUUCCUCCUGUUCUUUGGUGCAGAAAGGUGACACAUCACUGGUGGAUCCCACAUUUCAAGAGACUUCAUCUUCAGAUAUUGAUGGAAGGGUCACCAUAGCCUUUCUUCCUACUAUGAAUGUCAUAUCUGGUUUGUCACAAGAUGGUGAAUUGACACAGGAUCAGUCCAACAAGGCCAUAAAGUGCGGUAUGGAAGGUUGUGCAAGAAUUUUUCCUGUUCUUCAAGAAUCUCUUGUUAGCACUGUAAAGCGAACUGUGAAUUCCAACCGUAAAAAAUAA